AUGAAUGUGUCGUUUUGUUUGCAGAAAAAUAGAGAAAAUAACCGGAAGACAAAAGUCGGAAGCAAGAAGCCGAAGUUUCGAAAAACUCUGGAAGAAGCAUUGCUUCUGUACUUUCAAAAGGGUAUCAGAAAAUCUUCAUUUUCCUGUAUGUCGACUGGGCACUCCGGAAAAAUGCAAUUCAGAAUGAGGAUGGAAAAAGUUCUGGGACAGUGGGUAAAUUUGAAAACGAAUAUCAGAGAAAAAAUUACUUCGAAACAACAAUCAACAUCAUCUUCUGCUCAUCGUCAUCGACUGAGGCAAAAAUGGACAAAACGAGAAGCUCCGAUGCCGUUUCAGCCUGUACGACAACAGCGGAAGAGAAUAAUAUAA
Molecule: messenger RNA, 369 nt
Organism: Caenorhabditis briggsae
Lineage: Eukaryota; Metazoa; Nematoda; Chromadorea; Rhabditida; Rhabditidae
Exons: 3
Coding region: 1-369 (122 amino acids)
Source: RefSeq, a predicted model, not a curated record